Pecten maximus is the source of this 1149-nucleotide messenger RNA. RefSeq lists its product as uncharacterized. Gene Ontology annotation, molecular function: ribosome binding. The transcript has 5 exons. Gene Ontology annotation, cellular component: mitochondrial inner membrane. The coding region runs from base 51 to 1019 and encodes 322 amino acids. The record is from RefSeq and is a predicted model, not a curated record. Gene Ontology annotation, biological process: inner mitochondrial membrane organization; protein insertion into mitochondrial inner membrane from matrix. NCBI's taxonomy places the organism in Eukaryota, Metazoa, Mollusca, Bivalvia, Pectinida, Pectinidae.
CUGGAACGCUUUAAAAUGACCGGCGAUUGGCCUGUGUUUACAUUCUGAUCAUGUAUCUUUCACACUGCCAUUAUUCAAUCUUAAACCGCUCGCUCCUAGUUCUGACAGACGCAUAUGGGCAUCGAAUAUGCAGAGCAACGUUAUGUCAACAUGCAACGAAACUACUUUCAACAUCUUCAAAGAAUUGUCGAGAGUCCGACUUCGGAAAUAAGAGUAGACACUUGACAUUUUGUAGGCAUAGGCAGAAUGGGCCUGGGAUAUGUUCUUCAAAAUACAAGAUUAAUCUUAUGCAUCCACCGGUACGAUUUUUCAACGAAUUUCAAAAUGAAGGACAAGAAAAUGAUAAGAAAAAACCGGUGAAAUUUUCUACUUCCAAGGAUAAGAUUAGUGGUGGAAAAUACACAGAUGAAAACAAACUAAUGCCGUCCUUUCCUAUCUAUGUUUUCCCAAAUCUUGCUGGCAUUUUUGAGAAUAUAAUGGCUGGUUCUAGGAUUAAAAAAGUGGACGGUGAUCUAACGGUGCUGGGUUUCCUCACUGCUGCCAAAAAGGCUGUAUUUGUGAUAGCCAACCUCCUGUCGUCCGGGAAUAUUGAUGAAGUAGAAAAUUUAACAACACCAAAGGCCUUCCAGCAAAUCAAGGAAAACUAUUCUAAAAUUCCUGAGACUCAUCUGCAAGCCCUCGGACAAGAUGAGGACAGAAUCCUGAUACCCUUACGCCAUGUACAUCGUGUACGACUACGCUAUAAAGUAAAAGAUCAUCCUGAAGUUGAAGCAGAUGAAGCGACUCUGGAGAUUGUGGUGCUGUUCGACGGAUAUAAGAAAAAAGCUGUUGAUGAGGAGGCUAAAAUUUUCACUAACAUGAGAGACAGAACAAGAUUUUGCUGCACAGCGAGGUUUGAGCGGGAAUACAGUCAAUUAGAUAGUACGACAUGGGAAAGUUCCGCUCCAUGGAAAGUGUCCGGUAUUUCCUAUAUAAUACGGGAACCUCUAGAAGAGGAAAUAAAGGACUACAUAAUCUAAACUCUAAUACACUUUAAUUUAGAGGCCACUGUUAUAUAUUAAUGCCUUUUCCUCUGCAGCCUAAGAGAAACCUGGUUUAGUAUCUUGUGAAAUGAAUAAAUCCACAAAAGAGUGUUUUAACUUAAAUCUU